AUGAAGGGGGAACUCACAGGAGACAAACCUUAUAAAUGCUUGGAGUGUGGAAAGAGGUUCAGGUGGAGUAGCCACCUUACUUCGCAUCAAAGAACUCACACAGGGAACAAACCUUAUCAAUGCUUGGAGUGUGGAAAGUGUUUCAGUUGGAGUGACACCCUUAAUUCGCAUCAAAGAACUCACACAGGAGACAAACCUUAUAAAUGCUUGGAGUGUGCAAAGAGCUUUAGUCAGAAUGGCAACCUUACUUCGCAUCAAAGAACUCACACAGGGGACAAACCUUAUCAAUGCUUGGAGUGUGGAAAGAGCUUCAGUUGGAGUGACACCCUUAGUAAACAUGAAAGAACUCACAUGGGAGAAACCUUAUAAAUGCUUUGAGUGUGGAAAGAGCUUCAGGUGGAGUAGCCACCUUACUUCGCAUCACAAAACUCAUACAGGGAACAAACCUUAUCAGUUCUUGGAGUGUGGAAAGUGUUUCAGUCGGAGUGACACCCUUAGUAAACAUGAAAGAAUUCACAGGAGACAAACCUUAUAAAUGCUUGGAGUGUGGAAAGAGCUUCAGUCAGAAUGGCAACCUUACUUCGCAUCAAAGAACUCACACAGGGGACAAACCUUAUCAAUGCUUGGAGUGUGGAAAGUGUUUCAGUCUGAGUGACGCUCUUAGUAAACAUGAAAGAACUCACAGGAGACAAACCUUAUAAAUGCUUGGAGUGUGGAAAGAGCUUUAGUUCUCUAAAUCUCUAACCAAUCCCUAGGUCUCGACAGGGUCCUAUGAAAUUGGUCCCACAGUUGGACCUCAACUGCUUGGUUGGGCCUCGUAUGGCAAGGAACCUAUGGAGGGCAUUUAUGAAACUCAAAGUGUCCAUGGACUCGAUCACUUCUAUGUGAAUGCAUAAGCAGGUAAAGGCUUUACUACCUGGGGCUGCCUUUGAAGAUGGUUCAGAAACUGCAGGUUGUGCAAAAUGCAGCGCCCUGAUUGUUAACAGGGACCAGAUGGUUCAAAUGUGUAAAACCAAUUCUGGCCCGCUUGCAUUGGCUGCCUGUGUGUUUCCGAGCUCAAGUCAAGGUGCUGGAUUUGACCUAUUAUACAGCCACAAGAGUGUCUGUAUAGUAUAGCCAGCGGGGAUUUUUCACAUUCCGCAAUGUUAAAUUGAAAAUACCUCCCAUGCCAUUCUGAUGCUUCCCAUAAGCUCAUUUCAAAACAAAAGCUUCCAUAACUUAUAGUCCUGAACUCAGAAACGCUUGCUUAACAGCCCUGUCAAUCUUUAUGGCGAUACACAAAACAGUCAGAGAGAAUAGACAGUUCAAAGUGUAAAAAGAGAGAGAGAAACCUCAGAACCCUUUUGGACUUUUUUCUCUGAGAGUUAUAAUCUGUUGAAAUUCAUUAAAAAUCAGCCAUGUUCACAGAGUACCUGUAAUCCUAAUACUCACCUUGCCGCAUACUCUGACCUUCAUCUGCUGCAGUUUAAAAGUUUAAAAAAUGCCUGGCUGAUUUUUAAUUAAUUUAAGAAAUUUUGGCUGGGACCCAAUGAUAGCGCGGAGCAUGCUCAGAAGGACCAACUGUCAGUGUUCUAAAAGCCUCACAGCUGCUGGGCUUGGCUAAUCGGGGCCACACCCACACCCGACUUGAUUUCACUUGAGACCGUCAUGGCUUCCCUCAAAGAAUCCUGGGAAGUGUAGUUUGUGAAGGGUGCUGAGAGGAGACUACUAUUCCCCUGAGAUAAUGGUUUAACAGCCAGCCACUCUGAUUGAAGGACUGUGAGGGGAACAGGGCGUCUCCUAGCAACUCUCAGCACCCUUCACUAACUACACUUCCCAGGAUUCUUUGAGAGAAGCCAUGACUGUCCAAAGUGAAAUAAAGGCUUGGUGUGGAUGUGGCCAGGGACAGCUUUGGUUUAAAUUUGGGUGGGAGGCUACUGUUGGCUUGUGUGUUGUUGUGUGAAACAGCAUACAUUACGUUGGAGUUAAGUUGAGCAAGAAGACUUCUUCAGAGCAUUUAAAUCAUGUAAGAGUCUUUAUUGAAAGACAUUAAGGCCAGAGGCUUAAGAGUAAAUACAUAUAGAGAUUCUUCAGUCACCCCCCCCCUUCUGGUACAUCUCUCUCCAUAGAUGAACACAAAAGACAGCCUCUCAGCUCAGAGGCAUAAUUCAGAAGAACACAACACAUAGUCUGUUAGAACUUUCCCAGUCGUUAUCAGAUGGCUACCAUAGCAACGACCCUGGCAGUCCGUUCCCAGACAGAUCAUAGACAUAUCUCCCCCUUAACCACAGUUACGUCUUCACACUUGCAGGCUUCAUGGAAAACUACUAGAGACAGUAAUGCCUACUGGUCACCAGCCCAACAGCCUCCCUUUUUUCCAUUAAGACUGCAAAAUACACAUGAAAUACAUCUCCAUAAUACAUAGUCAUACAGUCAUACAUUUCUACAAUACCUCUUGCAAUACAUUUCAGUACAUUGCAUUUUCAGUUCAGUACAGUUCAAAAGUAUAUCUCAGUACAUAGCAGUACAUUUCAGAACUUUAUUCACUCAAACUUUGGUUCAUUCCAAGCCUUGUCACCAGUUUGCCAAAUUUCUCCUCACACAAAGGCUUGGUCAUUAUGUCAGCCACCAUGUUGUUAGUGUCACAAAAUGUUAGGUUAAUGAACCCCUGCUGCACACAAUCCCUUACGUGAAAGUAUCUGACACUUUUGGUAUGAACUUCUGAUCUCUCAGCCCCCCCAUCUGUGCUUGUGCUUGGCACAGCCUGCGCUGGAGAUUCCAUUUCCUCAGCCUUACGUUUAAAUGUUUGCGGUUGUGUGUCACUUGACCCUGUGAGAAUGACUGUUUGCCUUUGAUCCCAAGGCUUUUCUGCAACUUUAAUGCUUCUGCUCAGAAUUAACUGCUGUGUUUCUGGCAUCCAAACAAAACCUCAUGGCGCUCUGGGUGCACGCCUGCCUCUUCUUUUUCCCUGUGGAAUGUGUACCCGGCUGCUUUGCACUCUCUUAGGCAUUAACCUGAUUGCAUUGCAUGAAGAUUCCAUGUGAGCAGUAAACACUGACUGUGUGCCUUUUACAGCUGUCUUUUUACAGCUCUGGCGGUCAUUCCCUUUCCGCCCCAUUAAACUCAAGGCAUCAGCACACUUCACACCCAUGGUCAUUUUAAACUGCCCUUGUGUCAUGAAACCCUGACAGACAACAUUUUCUCCUCUUUGCACCCAACAUGUUCCUUUAUCAAACCAGACUGAAAAUUGACAACUCACCAGUUUGCCCACUGAUAAAAUAUUAUGAGCCAAGUCCGGAACAAACAAACAGUUUGUCAUAAUUCCAAGCUUGUCAAAUUUAAUCAGACCUUUAGCUUGCACAGAUUUCCGUGAUCCAUCAGCAAGUAAAACAAAGUCCUGCUCAUCUGUAGACGUGUAAAACAGACUCCUGUCUUUAAUUAGUAUAUGGCUUGCUCCGCUGUCGACAAUAAAGUUAAUUUGUUCCAAGUCUUUAGACUUCUGUUUACAAACAAAGUUCACACUUCCCUGCUUCAAGCCUCCGUCCCUGGAGUUUCACUUGAUCGCACAGGCCCCACAGGCAAAACAAGACUUCAGCCGCGGCUGCUCCCGCUUGUUUUCCUGUCUGCUUUCGACAGCCUCCAUUGACUCGGCUCUUUUCGCCUCCUGUCUCCGCUGCCAUUCUUGGGUCAAUUUUUCCUCAAUAAACGCAACGUUCAAACCUCCGUCAGGCAUGGCUUCGAAAGCCAUGACCAUAUUAUUCCAAGUCCCAUCAAGUGAAGCCAGGAUCAGAUAGGUCUUCUGAAGUUCAGAGUGUUCGACGCCUCGGUCUGUCAACUCAGCAAACAGGCGUCUGAAUUCCGUGAGAUGCUCACACAUGUC
Messenger RNA from Rhineura floridana, 3859 nucleotides. Its product is annotated as zinc finger protein 486-like. The transcript is spliced from 2 exons. Gene Ontology annotation, molecular function: DNA-binding transcription factor activity, RNA polymerase II-specific; RNA polymerase II cis-regulatory region sequence-specific DNA binding. The record is from RefSeq and is a predicted model, not a curated record. Gene Ontology annotation, biological process: central nervous system development; regulation of transcription by RNA polymerase II. Gene Ontology annotation, cellular component: nucleus. The coding region runs from base 1 to 369 and encodes 122 amino acids. NCBI's taxonomy places the organism in Eukaryota, Metazoa, Chordata, Lepidosauria, Squamata, Rhineuridae.